UUGGUCAAAGUUGAGCUGUGUCAACGUGCGUCGUCACACUCCCACGUACUACUUGACAGCUCCAUAACAUUGCGCUCGCAACUUUGUUCCGUCCGCUUGGGUUUCACCUGUUUAGAUGAGAACAGGAGGAAAGAUGGCGUCUCAGGAGCCUUUUAACGAUUUGAGGUGCAGCUCGCCCGAGGAGGACAGUAACCGUACGGACUUGACAGAGCGGACAGCGGAGGAAAAGACAUCCCCCGUGGUGCGUCGGUGUCACCCGUUCAGCGUGGAGGCGCUCAUGUCCGAGAGGAAGAUGGACAGCCGCGGCGGAGAGUCCACCCGCUGUAAACUGGAGGGGGGGUCGGUUGCAGUGUCUUCCACAGGUUUAAACGCUUUGUAUCAGUGUCGAGAGGCGUGCAGCCCUCCCGGGAGAAGCAGAAGGAGUUUAACGGUUGUACCUUCGUCGCCGGUAAAAUCCGAGGCAUCAGAGCCCGAAGACUGCGCACCCUGGGUCAGCAACAGUCACCUCAAUCCUGCUUGUCAGCUGAGGAAACACAAAACCAACCGAAAGCCCCGUACUCCCUUCACCACAUCUCAGCUCCUAGCCCUGGAGAGGAAGUUCAGGCAGAAGCAAUACCUGUCCAUCGCCGAGCGGGCCGAGUUCUCCUCCUCCUUGACCCUGACAGAGACCCAGGUGAAGAUUUGGUUCCAGAAUCGCCGUGCAAAAGCCAAGAGGCUCCAAGAGGCAGAGCUGGAAAAACUCAAGAUGGCUGCUGAUGCCAAGACUGCCCCCGCCUCUGGAGCUUUACACCCUGGCCUUACAGUACCGCUGUCCCUAGGCACGAUGUCACUGUACAGACAGUCAUACUCUGCCUAUCACCACCACCAUGACAGACCCAUACUCCCCAUUUCUCCGUUAGGACUGUAUGCUGCGCCCCUGGGCUACAGUAUGUACCAUUUAUCAUAACUGUGGAAAUAUCACUGACUUUGAUGAAAUGUGUUUCAGUACAUUUUCAAGGAUUCCCAGGAAUGGACAUGGAGGUUAAAAAAAAACAUACACAUCACUGUUUAUAUGUGCUUGAAUCAACUUUGCAAGCACUUCAAGUCAAAUUUUUCCCAGUGAGGAUUUAAAAAUAAUAAUAAAUUGUCCUCUUGCCCCCUUUGGACUGCCUGUUUACAUGACUUGUCUAUAUGAGGAGGGGUGUUACUGUCCAGCUGUUUAUACUUGUUAUUUUUUUGCUUCUGCAAUAAUUGAGCUGGACAAGGACAUGCACUGGGAACGAUAAUACUCACUACAACUUUUCCUCGGAGCCUUGCUACUCAUCUGAUACAGUGCCUCGUGUUCAAAAGAGCCUUCAUAUUAAGACACUUAGUACACUUACGUGGAUAAAUGAGUGUUUCAGCAACUCAGGCCAAAUAAAACAUGUCACUAAAGCAUUCUUUUAAUCUCCGUUCUACAAAAGUGAUCUGCCUUGACAGAUACAAAAUUCAGGUUUGUGGGGUCUUCAAGGCAGCUUGACCUACCAAACAAUGAAGAGUUUAUGUUGUAAUUAAAACUUUGUUCACAUUUUAUUAUAGCAAACACUUUUUCACUCCAUUUCAUUUAUAGAGCCUAUAAUAUAGUGCUGGAAAUAUAUGAAUGCCUAAUGUUUUGUAUUUAUGAUCUAUGAUAUAGUGUAAAAUGUUUGACCAAAGUUGUAUUUAUAUUGUUUGUUCCUUUGAAAGGGUUGUGCUAUGCAAGUUUUACACCAAUGUUUUAUCAUUCAAAUGAACAAAACAAAGCCUUUAAGACAGUUUACUUUAAAUAAAUGACAUUUAAUUAUGUGUACAAAAUUAAGGAGUAAUAUGUAAACGCGUGCAGCUACAUUCUCCAAUCACCUUUCAAAAGAAGUCGUAUUCAAAGUGAAUCCAACCAACAGUUGUUGUUCUUUAGCUUGCUGCAGAUACAGCUGCUCUUUGCGCAUGUGUGAGUUUGUGUGCUCUAACCCUGUGUCUGGGUUUCCCAUCAGAAAGUCGUCAGUUCAAGGCAAUGUUUGACAAACCAUAAAUGAUACCCAUAAACUAUACAACUUCACAGAUAGUUUUCAUCAUUUACCGCACAGGUCAACCCCCCCCCCCCUCUUUUCCAAAGCUGAAAUACACUUUUAUAAUGAUGCUUUGUUUAUACAGAAAUACAUUCUGUUGUCCUCCUGACAGUCAUUAUCUCUGUAUUUAUGACUGAGGUAUUCAAGUUUCAAGUUUAUUCAAGUUUCACUAGC
Molecule: messenger RNA, 2237 nt
Organism: Monopterus albus (swamp eel)
Lineage: Eukaryota; Metazoa; Chordata; Actinopteri; Synbranchiformes; Synbranchidae
Gene: msx2b
Product: muscle segment homeobox 2b
Biological process (GO): regulation of transcription by RNA polymerase II; embryonic morphogenesis
Cellular component (GO): nucleus
Molecular function (GO): RNA polymerase II transcription regulatory region sequence-specific DNA binding; DNA-binding transcription factor activity, RNA polymerase II-specific
Source: RefSeq, a predicted model, not a curated record